UCUGCACCCCUGUCUCUGCUUCUGUAUGAAAAUAUAAAAUGAUUCUAUACUUCACAAUUUUACCAGUGUUACAGAGACUGCAGCUACAGUAGGCAGCGAUGAGAUUGGAAUGCGAUAACUUCCUAACUAGGCUUGAGAGAAUCAACAAUUUUAAACUAGAUCUCAAUAAUAUUCAUAGAUAUAAACCCUUCGUAUGUCAGGGUGUACAGGUCGGGCUUAUAUCUGAGGAGGUGUUAAGCGUACUGCUGAACUAUCCAGAAGUAUUUUAUAUCUCUGAUACAGGGGUCACCUUCAACAACCAUAUUCAAGGGUUUACACAGUGUAGCCAGGCAUUGAGUGCAGUUCUUGAUCAGCUUCAGAAAGAAAAAACCUUCCCUUGCCUCAAAGGUUGGAGAAACGAAUGCUAUGAAAUUUCCGAAACCUACGGAAGUGAACGAUUAUUCGAGAUUGAACGUUGUGCUGCACCUUUGUUCGGAAUCCGGAAAUACGGCGUACACAUCAACGGCUAUGUAAACCACGAGGAGAAUGGGAUAUCCCUCUGGCUACAACGUAGAUCCUACUCAAAGCAGACCUACCCAGGGAAAAUAGAUAACUUUGUCGGCGGAGCUUUGACGGAAGGGCGGAGUGUAUUUGAGACAGCUGUUAAAGAGGGGGCGGAGGAGGCAGGUCUUACUGAACAACUUGCGGCAGGUUUGAAACCGUGUGGCAGUAUCUCCUACAUGCAUCAGUCCGAGCGAGGGAUUCAUCCUCAGACCGAGUUUGUGUUUGACCUUGAGCUCCCGCAGCAGUUUGUCCCGGAGAACCAGGACGGAGAGGUUCAGGACUGGAUACUCUGUCCUGUUUCAAACAUUUUAGAUAUCAUAACCUCGGAGGAUUUUAAAAUGACGAGUUUUCCGGUAGCUCUGGAUUUCCUAAUACGGCACGGAUUCAUCAAUAUCGAGAAUGAGCGAAAUCUACCAAAAAUUAUUGAAAUGUUGCACACCCCGGUACAUACCCUGUACAAUGCCAUACAAGAGCCACUGUUAAAUUCCCAAGAUUCAAGUUUUUAAACUUAUUUUAUCCUCCGCUUCUCAGCUCAGUGCACAAAGCCAAAGAUAGCUGCUAAAGCGAGAAAGCUAUGGCAGUACUUACAUUUAAACCUUUGCUUCCAGAUGACGUAAAUUAUAUAUUAUGUAACUUA
Messenger RNA from Eurytemora carolleeae, 1180 nucleotides. RefSeq names its product nudix hydrolase 24, chloroplastic. The transcript has 7 exons. Gene Ontology annotation, molecular function: 8-oxo-dGDP phosphatase activity. The record is from RefSeq and is a predicted model, not a curated record. The coding region runs from base 99 to 1049 and encodes 316 amino acids. Lineage: Eukaryota; Metazoa; Arthropoda; Copepoda; Calanoida; Temoridae.